AUGGGGAACAAGGUGAAAAACUCGCCUAAUAUCAACUGGAAGAACUUCUUCAUAUGUUUUGCAAUCUCCAUCGGGAACAUCUCCUUUGGCUAUCCAGCAGCAAUUAUCGGCACAACGCUGUCUCAGCCUGGUUUUCUGGUCUAUAUGGGGUUGGAAACUGCGUCGGGGAAGGCAAAGAAUGCAGCUGCGUUGGAAGGAGCCAUGAACGGUGUUUUCCAGACGGGAGCUCUUUUUGGCAUAUUUUCAUCCGAGUGGGUUAUGGGGCGAUACGGUCGCAAGUUGGGAGUUCUGUAUGCUGCCGUGUUAUCCAUCAUCGGUGGAGCUUUCGUGACAGCCAGUCAGAACGUUGCAAUGUUCAUAGCAUUCCGAUUCGUCGCUGGCGCUGGGUCUGGGUUACUUCAAGUCUGUCCAGUUUACUGCUCUGAACUUUCACCACCAUUUCUACGUGGGUUCUUUGUAGGAGUAAAUGGUAUAUUGAUUGCAUCUGGUUAUGCACUGGCAUCUUACAUGGGGUUGGCCUUCAAUUCUAUAAAAGACAAUCCUGAAGCCCAAUGGAGAGGUCCUCUUGGGAUGGCACUGGUAUUUGCUGUCAUAAUGGUCGCAAUCCUUCCCUUCAUUCCCGAAUCCCCAAGAUGGCUUUUGAUGAACGGUCGUGCGGAAGAGGCGUGGAAAAUCAUCAAAGACAUUCAUGACAACCCUGCCGACCCAGAACACGAGUUUGCUCGGCGUGAGUUCUAUCAAAUUCGGAAACAGAUCGAAUUGGACCGAACACUCGACUGUUCGUGGACUCAGAUGUUUCGGAAACCUUCCUACCGCAAGCGUAGCCUUCUUGUCAUUGCAUAUGCCUUCCUUGGCGAAAGCACUGCGAUGUUGGUUAUUGCGAACUACAGCUCCGUCCUUUACUCAAGAUUCGGUUACAACUCACGUGAACAAAUUGCUCUUCAGACUGGAUACAAUACUGUCCCUAUCAUUGGAAACAUAAUUGGUGCUUUGGUUAUGGACAAAGUUGGCCGCCGACCACUUAUGCUCGGUAGUAUAGCUGGGUGCUUGGUCUUCGUCUCUGUAGAAACUGUCAUGAUGGCUUUGUACACAGGCACUAACCACAACUCUAACGGCACGUACAUGGGCGUCGCAGCCCUGUAUUGCUUCAUAUUCUUUUAUGCCGUUGGUGCCGAUGUUGCUGGCAUUGUCUUUUACGGCGAAAUAUUUCCUAACCACAUUCGCGCGAAGGGAUUUUCUAUGGCGGUCGGCACCAGAGCGUUGACCGAACUUGUCUACCUAGAAGCCGCAUCCACUGCCUUCGCCAAUAUCGGAUGGCGUUUCUUCCUGCUGUUCAUCUCUAUCAUGACCAUCGGCCUCGUCGUCAUGUACUUCGUGCUUCCAGAAACGAAACGUGUACCACUGGAAGAGGUUGCCGCAAUUUUUGGCGAUAAAGAUGAGGUUGUGUGUUAUCUGGAGCAAUUGAAUAUUGACCCUCAGACGCACAACUCUACAGGCAAUGAUGGGACAGUUAAUGGAAUUGUUACGGAUAGAGAGGGCAAACCAGGGGUACAAUUCAUCGAGUCAAUUAGACUCUAA
Molecule: messenger RNA, 1578 nt
Organism: Talaromyces amestolkiae
Lineage: Eukaryota; Fungi; Ascomycota; Eurotiomycetes; Eurotiales; Trichocomaceae
Exons: 4
Coding region: 1-1578 (525 amino acids)
Biological process (GO): transmembrane transport; carbohydrate transport
Cellular component (GO): membrane
Molecular function (GO): carbohydrate:proton symporter activity
Source: RefSeq, a predicted model, not a curated record